GAGGACACGUCCCGAGCUUGCGCCUGCAGACUCCUUAAAAAGAGAAUCCAAUCUGCACAUACCUGCAAUCUUGCCAACAUACAUACCUUUAAUAGCCGACAACUGCUCCCGACGAGAAGUCUACCCUCGAACGAUCACCACAUUCCCAUAGCUCAACAUGGCAUCGAAUCUCUACACCGAGCCGCCUCAGCGCGACUCCUGGUUUGCGCCCUUUUCCGUCGACCUGUUCGCCAAAGUCUUCAAUGUCUCGAUAUUCCACCCAUUUGUGUGCUGGCUUGUCCCGCUAUGCCUGCGUGCCCGCGUCUUCCUGUGGGAGUCGCCCACCAUGAUUGGGUCCAUUAUCUGGGCUACGUUUGUCACAGCCCUCUGGAUUGCCCUCCAGAUUAACGAUCGAAUUGCGCAUGGUGCUCCACGAGAGGUUGACCUCAGUGAAGAGGUUAUUGUUGUUACUGGUGGCGCUAGCGGGCUGGGCAUGCUGGUGGCAGAGGUCUACGGCAUGCGCGGCGCAACUGUGGCUGUACUGGAUGUCAAUGAGAUGGAUAAUGGCGAGGCACGAGGCAUUACGUACUACAAGUGCGAUGUUAGCGACAGCAAGCAGGUCUUUGAAGUUGCAAAGCAGAUUGAAAAGGAUCUCGGCACCCCGACGGUUCUGAUCAACAACGCCGCUAUUGUUAUUGGGAAGAGCAUGCUCAAUCUGACUAUUGAAGAUAUCGACCGCAGCCUGGGUACCAACAUGCUCGGUCCCUUUUACUGUAUCAAGGCCUUUCUUCCUGCUCUGAUUCGAAGCGGCCGUGGCGGCACCAUUGUCAACGUCUCAUCGGUUAUCGGACAUCUUGGAGCUGCGCAAUUGACUGAUUACGCUGCUGCCAAGGCUGGUGUAUCGGCUAUGCACCGCUCAUUGACAGCCGAACUGCGCCAAUCGCACCCAGACAUUAAGACAGUUCUGAUUACACCCGGCCAGCUCAGCACGCCGCUGUUCUACGGGGUCCAAACGCCCAGCAGCUUCUUUGCGCCCGUCGUCGAGCCCGUCGAGGUCGCCAAAGAGAUUGUAACGGCCAUUGACAGUGGUCUAGGCGCCGAAAAGGCCAUGCCGCUGUAUGCGCGAUGGGUUGAGUGGUACGAUGUGUUGCCGUCUGGCCUCCAGGUCAUUGCGCGCAUCAUCUCGGGCGUUGACCACGGCAUGAAGACGUUUAUUGGUCGAAGGGGAGACAAGGCCAGCGAUAAAAAGGCAAACUAAUAUAUUCAUGGGGAGAUUGGAGGGAAUGGAGCGCUGGCGCUCAGGAUAUACUGCGACGUACGAUUUGUUGGCAGGUUUCUGGUGUUGUGUAUGUAAUUCUUCCUAAAUGCGCGCGCAAUUGGCCUUGCACGCCAUGAUGUCAUAUAAUUCAAAACAAAAACGAGCAUUUGCAUAUUGAACCAAUUAGGACAAGUCUACUGCGCUAUGUUAAGGUAGCUGAAAAUAGACGGCGCUAUUUCCGUUCUAGUGAUGGCUAGCCAGAUUCCGGCGUCUAUUGCCCGUGCAGUGGGAGCCGCCCGAACGUGGUGGCGUGCAUCAGGCUACAGUUUUGGUGUGUGUUGUGAAUACGAGGUGUGCUUUUUGUUUACC
Molecule: messenger RNA, 1606 nt
Organism: [Torrubiella] hemipterigena
Lineage: Eukaryota; Fungi; Ascomycota; Sordariomycetes; Hypocreales; Clavicipitaceae
Source: the annotation of a GenBank genome assembly